Messenger RNA from Penicillium canariense, 936 nucleotides. RefSeq names its product SMP-30/gluconolactonase/LRE family protein. The record is from RefSeq and is a predicted model, not a curated record. NCBI's taxonomy places the organism in Eukaryota, Fungi, Ascomycota, Eurotiomycetes, Eurotiales, Aspergillaceae. Gene Ontology annotation, molecular function: calcium ion binding; gluconolactonase activity. Bases 1 to 936 code for a protein of 311 amino acids. Gene Ontology annotation, biological process: L-ascorbic acid biosynthetic process. The transcript is spliced from 4 exons.
AUGUCUGAAAUUCAAAGAUGGACGGUUGAUGAGCCCUAUCUCGACAUACCGGGCACCCUACUCGAGGGCCCCUUCCACGAUGCCGCCCUCAACGAGCUCCGCUUCGUCGACAUCUGGGAGCACAAACUUUAUCGCCUCAAUCUGGCCCAGGGCCCGGACUCCCUGAAGACAAUCCAUACCGACGCGGCAAUCGGCGUCACCGCCAACAUCGCGGGUGAGGCCGAGCAGAACCAGCUGAUUGUCGGCGCCAAGCAUGGAUUCGCCCGGCUGAACCGAACUACUGGGAAGCUCUCGUACAUCGCCCAACCCUGGGAGCAGGAUGGCCCGAAGCAGGAGUUAAUGCGCUUCAACGACGGCGCCGUCGACAGCCACGGCCGCUUCUGGGCCGGCGCCAUGAACGACCCCAAAGUCCAAUCCCCCCGCGCCGAGGGCGUGCUGUUCAGACUCGAUCCGGACCUCCGUCUGCACCAGAUGCUGGCGCCGGUCACCAUCCCGAACGGGAUUGGCUGGAAUGCGGCCGACGACACGAUGUACUGGACCGACUCGCCGACCGGCAAGAUCUUCGCCUUUGACUUCGACGCGGCCACCGGCGCCAUCAGCAACCGCCGCGUGCACUUUGAUCUCAGCGAGCCGCUGGAGCCGGACGGCUUCGCGAUCGAUGUGGAGGGGUGCCUCUGGAGCGCGAUCUAUGGCGGCGGGAAGGUGCUGCGUAUCGCGCCGGACGGCCGGGUCAUUGGCCAGAUUGACCUGCCUACGCGCAACCCAACGUGUCCGGCGUUCGUGGGCACCGAGCUGUUCAUUACCUCGGCGAAGGAUGAUCGGGAUGAUGCGCAGUUCCCGCAGUCGGUGCGGUAUGGGGGCCGCUUGUUUCGAGUUGAUGUCGGUGUGCGCGGACAGCCGAAGAACGAGUUCCGGAUCCAAGCAGCGAAGGGCUAG